AUGGCCCCUUCAAUUGGUUAUUUGCUUUCGAUCCAGUCGGUGCGGGAGACCAACUCCUGCACCAGAAAGCUCUUGCUGAACAACCAGCUUGUGAACUUCGAGGUGGAUUUAUCCAAACUUCCUGAUGCAGUGAAUUUCGUGAUCUCUACAAUCAGGGACUCGUUCCCCACUGACGAGUCGCUGCUGACCAUUCCAGGUCAUGGGAGAUACCAGCACUUUGAAUGUGGAGGAAAAAAGCGACUCACAGAGUUCAUCGACAAGCAGCUGAAGGACCAGAGCGACUACGAAAUAUGUAAAAAGCUGACUGAUCUGUUCAUAGUCAGUGUUCUUCUCGACGCGGGUGCGGGCAACCAAUGGAAAUACAACGAGAACGGCAAUCUGAUUGGCAGAUCUGAGGGAAUUGCUGUUGCCACUUUGCACAUGUUCGUCGACGGUGUAUUUAGCGACGGCGAUAGUUACGUGGUGAAUGGAUCGAAACUAGCUCGUUUGACGGCAGAGGAGCUCUCAAAAGGCCUCCAGGUGUCGGAGUCCAAUCCAAUUGCAGGAUUUGAAGGAAGGCUGACGCUCCUUAACCAGCUUGGAAAGACUCUGGUGCAAAAUCGCACUCUAUUCGGAGCUGAUGCCAGACCAGGAAACUUAGUCGACUAUCUGAAGCAGUCGUCGAAGGACGGGUUAAUAGACCUCCCCGAUUUGUGGAACUGUCUGAUGGAAGGCCUCAUGCCAAUAUGGCCGACGGAAGGACGUAUCAAGCUAGACGGAAAAUGCAUUGGAGACGCAUGGUAUCUUCAAAAUAAAAUCAGGGAAGCAGAGAAAGAGUACGGUGCCAAUGUCCCAGAGUCAGCAAAAAUUGUCACUUUCCACAAACUCACUCAAUGGUUGACAUACUCGCUGUUCCUCCCAUUGGAGAAGUAUGGACAUUUUUCAAUUAAAAAUGCUCAUUACAUGACAGGCCUCCCAGAAUACCGUAAUGGGGGCUUAUUUGUUGACUUCGGAGUGCUGAAAAUCAAGGAAGAGAAACUAAAGCAAGGCAUCCAGUUCUCCAUCGAGAAAAACUUGGGCUCACACAUUCCUCUGUAUACACCAGACGACGAUUUGAUUGUUGAAUGGCGGUCAUGCACCGUCUGUCUGCUAGACUACAUUCUCCCGCUUGUGAAUGAAAAAUUAGGAGUUACAGGCUCCAAGUAUGAGCUUUCGCUUCCGCAGCUUAUUGAGGCCGGGUCGUGGAAAUCCGGCAGACUCAUUGCCUCAAAACUGCGAAGCAACGGAGGGCCACCGAUAGAGUUGUUUGCUGACGGCACAGUGUUUUAG
Ogataea haglerorum is the source of this 1308-nucleotide messenger RNA. RefSeq lists its product as uncharacterized. The transcript has a single exon. The record is from RefSeq and is a predicted model, not a curated record. Lineage: Eukaryota; Fungi; Ascomycota; Pichiomycetes; Pichiales; Pichiaceae. Bases 1 to 1308 code for a protein of 435 amino acids.